Messenger RNA from Dama dama (fallow deer), 11530 nucleotides. RefSeq names its product ring finger protein 217 (gene RNF217). The record is from RefSeq and is a predicted model, not a curated record. Bases 1 to 1629 code for a protein of 542 amino acids. NCBI's taxonomy places the organism in Eukaryota, Metazoa, Chordata, Mammalia, Artiodactyla, Cervidae. Gene Ontology annotation, biological process: protein polyubiquitination; positive regulation of proteasomal ubiquitin-dependent protein catabolic process; ubiquitin-dependent protein catabolic process. Gene Ontology annotation, cellular component: cytoplasm; ubiquitin ligase complex. Gene Ontology annotation, molecular function: ubiquitin protein ligase activity; ubiquitin conjugating enzyme binding; zinc ion binding. The transcript has 6 exons.
AUGGGCGAGGAGCAGAGCACGGUGAGCGGCGGCGGCGGGCCCCUGGAGGCGCGGACCCCCGCUGGCGGCGCCGCGGGCCCCCCGGAGCCCCCGAGGCCGCCGGGGCACAGCGCCGGGGCGCCCGGGCCGCGCGCCGCCCCCUCCGAGCCGAGCGGCGGCGGCUGCGGAAGCGACUCCGGCUGCGCGGACGCCGGAGCCCCGGAACCCGCGGGGAGCCGGGGGGCCCCGAGCUGGAGCAAGAGCCGGGCACCCGGGCAGCCCGCGGGACUGGCCCUCCCCGGGCCCCUCAACGCCCAGGCUUUGCAAAAGCAGCUGGCCGAGGAGGAGGAGGAAACGGGGGAGCGAAAAGAGAGCGGGGAUGAACAGCAGGAGGCGCCCCCCGGCGAGGAGCUUGAGCCCCCGACCCGCGUCCGCGUCGGGGCCCCGGACGGACUGGUCUUGGACGUGCUGGGCCCGCGGCGCCCGCCCCCGGCCAAGAGACAAGUGUUCUGCUCCGUGUUCUGCGUGGAGAACGACCUGCCCGAGGUGCCCUCGGCGGAGCGGCUGUCGCUGCCCGCGUCGCCACCUCGGGCUCCGCCGGUGACCAACCCUCCCGGCACCCCCUCCUCCUUCCCCAGCCCCCAGCUGUCGCUCCCAGCGGACCCCUUGUCCCCCGACGGCGGCAGCAUCGAGCUGGAGUUCUACCUGGCGCCCGAGCCGUUCUCCGUGCCCAGCCUGCUGGGAGCCCCACCCUACUCCGACCUGGGUGGGGUCGGGGAUCCCUAUGCGCCCCUCAUGGUGCUCAUGUGCCGGGUGUGCCUGGAAGACAAGCCCAUCAAGCCCCUGCCCUGCUGCAAGAAGGCCGUGUGCGAGGAGUGCCUCAAAGUCUACCUGAGCUCCCAGGUGCAGCUUGGCCAAGUGGAAAUCAAAUGCCCUAUCACUGAGUGCUUUGAAUUUUUGGAAGAAACAAUGGUUGUCUAUAACCUGACACAUGAAGACUCCAUCAAAUACAAGUACUUCUUGGAACUUGGCCGUAUUGAUGCCAGCACCAAGCCAUGUCCGCAGUGCAAGCACUUUACAACCUUCAAGAAAAAAGGACAUAUUCCCACCCCUUCCAGAUCAGAAAGCAAAUACAAAAUCCAGUGCCCCACUUGCCAAUUCGUCUGGUGUUUUAAGUGCCACUCUCCUUGGCAUGAAGGUGUUAACUGCAAGGAGUACAAGAAAGGAGACAAACUGCUGCGCCACUGGGCCAGCGAGAUUGAGCGCGGGCAGAGGAAUGCCCAGAAGUGUCCAAAGUGCAAGAUCCACAUCCAGAGAACUGAAGGGUGUGACCAUAUGACCUGUUCACAGUGUAACACUAAUUUUUGUUAUCGAUGUGGGGAGAGAUACCGCCAGCUCCGUUUCUUUGGAGACCACACCUCAAACCUCAGUAUAUUUGGAUGCAAAUAUCGCUACCUCCCAGAGAGACCUCACCUAAGGAGAUUAGUGCGAGGGUCAGUCUGUGCUGGAAAAUUGUUCGUUGCACCUCUUAUUCUGGUCUUGGGAUUAGCACUAGGGGCCAUAGCAGUUGUCAUCGGUUUAUUUGUAUUUCCUAUCUAUUGCCUUUGUAAAAAACAGAGAAAACGAUCAAGGACAGGAAUGCACUGGUAAAUGCAGAUGAUGUCGCCUGACAGCGCUGGUCUGGGUAAGAACCGCAUAGGAUGAUACCCGCGUCAGAGGGCUGCACCUUGGAACCGUCUAGAGGAACCUUCUGCCUCCUCUUCCCCCGUGUUCUCUGCAGGCCACAAUGCCUCUAGCUCCAGUGCGUUCCCAACAUGGUAUCCUGUCUUUUCCGUAUACAGAUUGCUGCUUUUACGAAACGGUCACUUUCAUAGACUAUAAACAUCUAUAUCAUAACUCUUCAUGGUUCUUGGAAGACAGUACUUCAGUUAGAACCAGUUAUCCUCAGAACUGUCUGAGCAUGUGUCUCCCGAGCAUUGCUUAGACUCUCUGUCCCUGACUGUCCCUCCAGGCCUUCUUCUGAGACUUGGGGUGAAUAACUCAAGUGCCCCCUGCACCAACGAGCAAGGCCACCUUUCAGAAGAUGGAGGCUCACCACAUGCACCUGUUUUCAUCCAUGGCCCAAGCGUAUAAUUCCUUCCUCCUUCAGAUGCUCUAAUUGUUCAAAAAUCUCAAUGCCCAAAAAGGAACUAAUGAAACUAAAUGAGAAGAAUCAUAGUUACCGAAGUGUAUACGUGUAGGGGUGUGAAUGUGUGUGUAUAUACAUAUCUAUAUUAAAACUAGGUCCAAUACCUUGUUCUUGUCGAGUUCCAUGCCUCUACACUAUUUUUCCAUAUUUUUGUAGACAUAUUUAAAGAUGAUCGUUCCUUUGUGGGCAUAAUUUGGUAACAUACUGAAUUAAAGUCAAUGUAGACAACAGGCUAUUUUGAUGUUGAACCUUUCUAUUUCUUGCUGUUUCUCUGUGUGUCUCAGAUGCACACACGGAAAUUUGUGCAUUGUCACCUCAAGGAUUAUCAAACUUUAUAAACUGACAAAACUGAUAGGUUGCUUCUAGGAAAUUCUCGAGACCUAAACAUUCAGUCUUCUUAGCAGAUUUCUUACAUGUUGGCAUACUUGCUUCACUCUAUAGUUAAUUUAAAUGAGUUUGCUGUAGAGAGAACUGCUGAGGCCUUUGAACAUAUCCCCAUUCUGCUAAUUGUUUAACCAACGUGAUGAUAGUAAUUAUGCUUUAGAUUAAGCAUAUGGUAUUAUUUAAAACCCCACCCUCUCACCUCUCCUUUCUCUCUCUAUUUGUCCCCAGGUUUUCAUAAAAACAAAUACUGUUUUUGAAGGAUUUUUCUUAUAUUUAGUGCUUCAAUGCAUAAUAAUGUGUUGGUAUCUUCUUAUGGAGGGGUGACUUGAAACAAAACUUUUUAUGUUCGCAGGUUUAUCUAAAACAUAAACUGCUUUUAGAGGAGGAAGCAAAAAAUGAAAAAAAAAUUUUUUUUUCAGGAUGUUUUACCAAACUGAGAAGUCUUUAAAAGUAAGAAAAGGACAAAUAACUGAAUUGUGUUUUAUUUUGUUUUCAUUAUGAGUAUUCAUCAUUAAAGACCCCUAAGAAGCCUAGUUUCCACUUGUCUCCAAAUACUUAACAUUAGUUAUUGGCAUUGAUGUAGCAUUUACUUGUCAGCUUCCUUUUCUUAAUUGAAAUAGAUUAUGUGAUAAAACAUGCAUUAACAUGGAUAGUUUGUCUUGUUGGGCUUCAGAGUAUAACAUUUAUCAUUUUUAUUUGAUCUAAAAAGUACAUGAUUGUGAAGUUUAUGUGCACAGAUAACAAGCCAGCACUUCCAUUCUCUCUGAGUAACACUCAGAAAAACUUUACUGCUGGACUAGUCUAUUUCCAGUUAGAGGAGGCUGUGUCCAUUUAUGGUCCUAGAAUAGCAUAUUUCAAAAGCAUAACAUGAUAUAAGAAGUCAUGCUGUAGCUUCACAAAUUCAUCCAUGCCUCUACACUGUUUUUUCAUUCAUGCAACUAUCUACCAAUCCAACAACUAUUUAUUGAGUGCCUAGUAUACAUCCUUUAGUAUGAAAACUGAGAGAAUGGAAAGUUCUAGCCCUAAAUCCACAUAAUUUUGUCAGAAAAGUGCUUAAUUUUUGUAAAUUAGUCUUUCCCUUCCUGGACUUAGGUGUUAGUUUAAUGAUGUGUGCAUGUGAUGAAUUCUAAAUCUAGUGGAUGUGUCUAUGUAUGAUAUGUGUAUGUAUAUAUAUUUAGAUAUAUACAUAGCUGCAUAUGAAUACAUAUAUACCAACUAGCUAAAUAAUAUACUCUCUGGUCCUGGGUAAUCUAUUUCCUUAGGUUAUUGUAUCUGUGUGUCUGUUGUCUUUGGCCUACUCAGGGAUUUUUUAUUCCUUUCUUUGAAUAACUUAUCUUUUGGAGAUAUUUUUAUAUUAUUUGGAAAUGUUCCAGUUUUCCACUUACAGAGCAGUGUCUGUUAUCAGUGAAGGCUCUCUCAUCAACACUUGUGAUAGUGUGCACAGCAUUGCACAGGAUUUUCAUUUUUAUAUUUUGUAGACUUUUUAAAAUUAAUGUGUGCAUUUUUCACUUUCAGAGUUGCUAUAUAUCAGGCCUUUCCCUGCUAGUGACUUACAGUAGGUAUUUGUGAAUUUUUUUGCUAAGUGUCAUUAAGAUCUUAAAAAGGAAGGAGAAAGAUAAAUGAGAUUAUUUAUAUGUUAGUGCCAACAUUGAGGGUAAAACAACCUUACCUUUUGGAGGAAAUUUUAAAAAUGACUUUAGAAAAAGAAGUAUGUGUAUAAGAUGAAUAUCUUUUUAUCCAAGGCUUAUCAUUUUAAUAUGUUUUCAUUAUAAAUGUAAUAUAUGCUCCUUUAAAAAAAUCAGCUAUAAGGAAUUAUAAAAUACAAAUUCCUCUGCUUUUCCCCACCCCUUAUUUCCUAGGGGUAACCACUGUUAAUGGUUUGGUUUAGGUCUUUCCAGAUACUAUCUAAAAAUAUACAAAUAAGUAAAUAUGUAUGUGUGUGUGUAUCUGUGUAUGUAUUAGUUUUGUACAAAUAGAAUAAUACUCACUGUCCUGUGACUAUUUUUCAUUUUACUAUGUGUUGGUAGACAUAUUUCCAUAAGUGUUUAAAUAGAGUUACCUCAUUCUUUUGUAAAUUACUACAUAUUCCAUUGAGGGGCAUACAUUAAUUUAAUCAUCCCCCUAUUAAGUGGACAUCAAGAUUGUUUUCACUUCUCUGUUACAAAACAUUGGUGAAGACCCUUUACAUAUAUUUUUGUCACUGUGUGAACAUUUUCAUAAGUUUUUAAAUUUGGUUUUUAUAUUUGUAAUAAAAUUUUAAUGCACUUUCAAUGAAUGCAGAUCAUAGAGAUAAUAUAUUUAAGACCCUUUUCUUGGAGAAAAAGUUGUGUAAAAGUGCACCAUUUUUAAAGAAAAGCAUAUUUUGCAGGAUAAUUUGUCCUCAUGCUUGAUUAGCCCAAUAAAUAUCUUGCCAACACAAAAGAACAUUCACCUUAUUCCAAUAAAAAUAAAAUACAAUGAGAUGUCUAUAAUAUAAUGAGAGAAAGAUACAUUGAUGUUUGGAUUGCCUAGUUUCAAAACUUGAGGAAUUUAAGUGAAAUGGCUAAAGUGAUCAUGUUUGUCACAUUUUUAAAAACACUAUCCAUGUUCAUGCAUGUUGUUCCACAGAGGAGCUUAAUUAUGCCAUUGUGAAAAGUAGGAAGCAAUAUGUUGGUAAUUAUGAAUGACCACAUUAUCCACAGAAAAAUAAUUUUGAGUGUACAUAAAGUUGAUGGUUUGUUGGGGUGCUUAUAAACAGAACAGCAUGACAUUUAUUUUACAACGAUUCCCAGCAUUUCCUGAAGACUUCUGUAUGUGGAGUCAAGAAGAAAAGAGGAAUCAAACCUUUUGGCACAAACAGCAUUCUCUUGCCACCACCCUGAUUUUCUGAUAGGUGCUAUUGUUUCCUAAAGGUAGAGCAGACUGGAAAACAAUCAAAGAUAAUUAAACACUGGUCAGGUUACAACCUGAUAUCUUUAAUUGUGCUGUCCUUUCUGUGAUAUCAGAUUCAUUAGUGCCUAUCAGGAAAUUCCCUGUCUUGUGUCACCCAUCAUCUCUUGAGUCCCAAGGCCACAGGUGAGUCUUUAUCUUUUGAUCCUAUCACCCAAAUAGAUGGCCCAAGGCUCCCCUACAAGACUUUCAAACAGUUUUCCAGCCCUGAAACAACCCAACCUCAUUUUCUCCACUUCUCUGAGACUCUAACCAGCUCCUCUACAGUAGAAAAGAGGAGGAAAGGAGUGGGUUAAAAACUCACUUAGGAACCUGCAAAGCAGUUUCAUUCCUCCUGGACUUUUGUCAAAUUACAGUACAUCUGCCAACACAUUGAUCUAGUUUCUCCCUUAUUAAACAAUGCAGUUGUUUUUAACACUACAAUUUUAUAAGCUCUAUUGAAUUCAUGAUUAUAAAGGUUAGUGGCCUAGGUAAUAUUAAUUGGUAUACUUCAUUAAAGUACCAAGAUAAAAAUUCAUACCAAAUGCCAUUUUAUAUUUGAAUUUUUUAUGCAAGCUGCACAUAUGCCUUAAUGUCAGUCUUCCCAUUGGAUUGUGUGCUUAACCUUUCAUAUUUGUGGCCGAGAUCUGUCUCAACUCUUGAAAGUAAUCUUUCCUGUGGUCAGCUUUAUUGUUUUGUGUUAAUGCCGAUUAUAAAUAUAGCCUUAAGGUCCAAUAAUGCACUUUAAAAUACUUGUGUCAUUUUAAGUAAUCUGACAGAGUUGAAGAAACUGAUCACAAUGUUUUGGUGGAGAUAGUAGAAUAACAGUGUUAGCAGAUAGAUGUCACUUCUUUAAAUCUGGCAGGCAAGCAGGGAGAAGGGUCGAAUCAGAAGCGGAAAAUUUAAAACAAGUAAAACAUACCUGAAAAAGAUUCAGCCAAGUUUCCAAAACAUAUAGUAAUUCUAAAAAUUGGUAUUAGGAGCUUGAAUUUAGCAAGCAAUUAAUACAUGUUACCUAAUAACUUCAUUGGUAUAUUUGUUUAAAAUAUUAACUUAGUUUCCACUGCAAGUUUUAGCUGCAUUUUUUAUUUUUCAUGAAAUCUAUAAAAGAUAUUCCACCAACUAGUACCAUAGUAAAUAAAAACUACCGUUAAUAGCCGGUGUAAGCAUAUUUUGUUGUUCAAAUCAUUGUAUUUUAAUUAUGACAUCUUCCUCUGGAAAAUAAGUUGCAAAUCCCAUUUUAAUAUGAAUAUCCAUAAUUAUUGUUUUAAUAAUUAUGAAAUAAUUAUACAUUUGGUCUGAAUGAAAUCAGAGUCCAAAUUUGGGGAGUAUUCAAGAUUGUGAAAUGCUGCCUUUCCAAUGCAAACCUUUAAAAGAGAAAGAUACUUCUUUGUAAAUCAUAGAGGGGCUUCGCUGGUGGCUCAGAUGGUGAAGAAUCCACCUGCAAUGCAGGAGACCUGGGUUCGAUCCCUGGGCUGGGAAGAUCCCCCGAAGGAGGGCAUGGUUACCCACUCCAGUAUUCUUGCUUGGAGAAUCUCCAUGGACAGAGGAGCCUGUAGGCUACAGUCCCUGGGGGUCACAAAGAGUCGGACAUGACUAAGGGACUAGGCACUGCACAGAGGGUGAAACUAUACUCAUUUCACAGCCAACUGUCGUGUGGGGCUUGUACUGUCCAUCGCUGUUCUGGGGCUGGAACUUUAGUCAUUUAACCAAAAUCCAAGAAGCAGAGUCUCAGUAGUGUGAGACUUGCAGUCGUCUCUUUGGAUCAUUAGCUGAAGCCUUCAAAUAUCACAUACUUUACAUUUCCUCAUUAAAAAAAAAAAAGUAUUAGUCACUCAGUCAUGUCUGACCCCUUGCAACCCUAUGGACUAUAUAGCCCCAUACACAGUGCCAAUUUUAGCAGCAUGUAACUUUCCAUGUUAGAAACUAUGUUCUUUUUUGGCUAAAGAAGUGACUGUUUUAAGACUAUCAAUAUGGCCUUAAAAGGCAAUGAAUUUAAAAAAAGACAUAAAAGCUUGCUACUACCUUUUUUGGCCACUUCCUAUUAGUUUACAAAAGAAAUUUCAUUAGGUGUAUUUAACUCUGCUUUGCUUAGAUUAUACAACCUUAUUAGCAUAGAAAAUAUUUUUUUGUUUUUUCAGGGCUAUCCCACAUUUUUGUCUCUCUGAUCCAUCAUACUACUUUUUCCCCUGCUUGUAAAGUGAUACUCACAUACUUGAACAUCAAGUUUCUGUUUUCUUUCUAGAUUUCCUAGUUAUCUUGCUUUUUCCCUCUGUAGUCCCCUUACUGUCUUGACCGAAUGUGGGAUAAAUUCUGUCUGACCAUUAGCUUUUUUGACUCUAAUGAAAUCAAACUGAAAGGACCCCACAAUUUGGCCUUGGUAGUAAAUAUAAUAUAUACCUUGGCCUCUUUUUUCUGUAAGUUGAAACAUGCCAGGACAGCUUGGAACACUGUCCCUCUUCUUGAUACGAGUUGGAACACCCUGCCCUGCCCUCUUGUUGUUACUCAGCCCUUAAGUCCUGUUGAAUUCUUUGUGACCCCAUGGACGGCAGCAUGCCAGGCCCAGCCCUCUGAUAAGAAGUAAAAUGAAGUAAAAUGAAUGAGAUGUCAGUUGAAUCAGAGAGCCUAGAAAUACUCUAAAAUGUAGCUUUCAAAAUUGCUUCAGGACUAUUGUAAGGUCAAUAUUGUGUUUGCAUCUUGGGUGGACAGAAAGCACGUGUGGACAUUCAUUCAGUGUGACCCCCAAGUCAUUCUUGAUUCCUCCACAAUGGCCAGAUGUGUGCCUGGGGGGUCUUUGUUUCAACAAAAAUCCCACAGCUUGGUCUUAAGGCUGGAUUUGUAAUGUUGUUGCAUUUGUAUGUAAGACUUGACCAUGGAUCCUUACUCUGUGAACAUUUUAUUAGACUUUUUGAUAAUCUACAGUGGAUAGCAUUGAAUAUAACUCAUAUCAGCCCUUUUCUAGAGAAACCAUGCAAAGUUUGCAAAUGUUCAGCAUUUUCAUUGAUAUGAUAACCCAUACUCAAGGUAUAUUUAGUAUAGGUUUAUUAUAUAAUAUGGAAGAACUUAAGGGAGAGUCAAACUUGGGUGUUAAAUGCCCCCCAAAUUGCUGAGAUAACGUUACUUCAGAUUUUUCCUUGUAGCUGGCCCACUACUUUGGUUAUCAGUUCCCUGUAAAGUUAGGUGUUCACCUCAUGCUCCCACUGGAGAAAUAGUGUGAAUAAGUCAGUCAAGUUCUUAAAAAUAAUACUUUUCACUAUAUAUUAUUUCUUCUGUGUCCAAAUAUACCUUUAUUCUUUCAAGUAAACACUAAAUAUAUGAUAGAGGUAUCUGAAAUUUUCAGUUUAUACAAAAUUAGCAUGCUUUGUGUUCCUUUAUAAAGAAAAUUCUAGGUAAAGUGUGAUUUUUAUCAGCUGAUUACAAACCCUUUCCUUAAGACAUAUUAUUUUAAAUUCUAUAUGACAAGAGCUUAAUUUUGUUAUUUGAUCAUAUUCAUCAUAAUUAAAGUCUUUAGAUGGUCUUGAAAAAAGUAAACCUACCUUGUAUUUUGUAUGAAACUUAGAACACUAAUUGGUAUAUUGGCAUAUAUAUAUAUACCUUAACAAGGACAAUCUGUUACAGGUUUUGAAUGUAAAAAUUAAUUGGCAAUCUUGUUUAUUAUGAAAGAAAUUAUUAGCUUAAUAAGUAAUAAGUUCUGAGAUAUCAUAAAAAUAAUUUUGUGUGGAGAGAACACAAAAACAGUGGCAUAAAAAUGUUGUUAGGUUAACACAUUAUUUAUUAAGAAGCCACGACAGUUAGUUGUUUUGUUUCUAUUGCAAACAAAAUUAUUAGAUGUCUUCGUGAAACAAAUUUAUUUAUAUGUAUAUGUUGCAAAAUUGUGGGCCUAUUCUCUUUUUCAAAAAGAAUUUAAAAUACUAAAAAGAAAACAUUUGAGUCUUUAACCUGCCAUUAUUGUAUAUUUAGAAAUUGCAGUUCUAAGGAAUACAUUUUACUUCCUUUGAAUUACCAGAAUAUAGUCCAUUUAAAUGACCUUCUCACAAACAAUAGCAAAUGAGAAGAAUGUCUUAAUUUUAAGAUGGGUGACUCACUUGUAGGUCGCACCAGAUCUUGUCCAUAGCCUCCUUACAUGCUUUUCUUUCUCUGUAACAUUAAUAAUGCCAUACUCCUUUUCAUAGUAACAUAUGAGCCUGGUUGAAAAGAGAUUUUCUUUGCUUUUUCAAUGACCUUGGCAAAUAUUUAUGUAAUUUUACUUUUUAUCCCUUUCUACAUUUCAUUGGUCAUUUCAUAUUAACUUUGGUAUUCAUAAAACUAUGUGGAGGAAGUCAUUUUGAAUAUAUUUUAAGAAUGAGGCAUAUAGAAAUAAAAUAGAAAAUAUUAAUACUCUUUUGUAGAAAUUGCUAAAAGAAAAUUGGAAAGGAAACAAAUUCUGUUGUGAUGAAAAUGUUGAAAAAUUGGGAGUGUUUAAGACUUUGAUUUCUUACAUUUUCAGAGUGAUCGGCUUCUUAUCUCCAAGUGGUUAUUUCAUGCUGUUGGUCCCAUGAAUUGUGCUUUUAGCAUAAUAUAUAAUUCCUCCCCCCACUAUUCUAGUGUUUAUACAUUAAUUACUUUUAAGAAAAGAAGAAAUUAGUGAAUUAAGGUUGGGGAAACUGGGUUUAUUACCAUUUUCCAAUAGCACUAAUGUAUAGUCCCUUUAACCUUCCAUAUGGUGCUUUGUGUGAUGAGAGUAUGAAACAUUUAUCUAUGUUAUUAGUGCCUUAUUUUUUCACUUGACUUUGUUUCUUAUCUGAAGAGCCAUAUAUUUUUGUGAGUGUUUCUUUGUCCUUCUAUUUAAAGUGCUGAUGAGACACUUUAGGAAUAUAUAUAUGUAGGCUGCAUUCGCCACCUUCAUUCACUGUAUUUUCUCCAGAACAGCAGGUUAGCCAAUAUAUUUUUCUUAGAUUCAUCAUCAUUGUUAAGCUAAAGUAUUUUAAAAAAGGAUCUUAAACACCAUAAACUGAAGCCAUUACAACUGAAAUGUGUUUUUAAGCCACCAAAAAGAAUACUGAUUAUUAAAGUUUAAAACAAGAAUUGGAAUGGCUAUAAGUCUUUAUAGCUCCAAUUAGGACAAAAUUACUUUACAAAGUAUUAAAAAUAAAAGUAAUUAUGUGGUACUUCAGGAAUUUGACCAGUUCACUACCACUUGUCUUUGAUAAUAUUUUGUCUGUAAUUCCACAGAGAUGCCGAAGAAUGAUGGUGUUUGCUAUUUAAAUGGAGUUACUCAUUCACAGUGGGCUUUAUCAACAGUGAGACAUUUGGACAAUAUAUUAUCCUGCUCUUCUUGGUCUUUGCCUUUUGUGUUAGUUUUAUACAAAAAGCUGGUGUUGUUGUAUUCUUUAUGUACCAUAGUAUAUAAUUCAGCUUUUCCUGAUGAAUGUAUAAUGAAUAAUGAAAAUAAAUCAUGUGUUUAGAAAAGACAAAGUCACAGGUUGUAUAUGCAAAUAUGUGUAAAUAUUUGACAAAGAAAAAAGAGGAGAAGAAUCUUCCUGCCAACAGAUACGUCCUGCUGGAUGGGACAUGGAAAUUAACAGAUUUUUUUUUUUUCUUUAAGCAGUGAAAUUUAAAAAUCUAUUACCUCAAGAAUUUUCAGUGGAUAUGUAUCAAUGUAAUGAUCCUUCUUCAUAAAUACAUUCUCACUUGCUGCUGGCAGUAAAAGCAACCCACAUGUCAGAUCACACAAAUUUUAGGGUCAAGCCUUUCAAAAGAUGGACACCUUCUAAGACUUUGGAGUCCACAAUUUUGAGCUUUUACUAAUGUCCCUAUGGCUCUGUAUUGUGGUUGGGCUUCUACAUUUAUCUUUUGUUGUUUUUGGUUGAUUGUUUUAGAAUGGAAGGGUAAUCUUAAUCAUGAGACCAGAUCUCAUGGAGGGGUGUAACAACAUUCACUCUACUUGGAUGCAGACUAUAAAGGGAACCAGCUGCUUUGUCACUGUAUGAACUGUUGUGUGGAUUCCUGUGGAGUGCUGUUUACUUGCAUGAUGUGUGCAGGACAUCAUGCACCGUCAUCUAGCAAUGCUUAAUAAAAGUUUUUAAAAGAGAA